AUGUUUGUUCUGGUUUUAGUGCAAGCAGCAGACCCUUCAUCAUCGGAAGCACCCAUGCACAAAGCAGAGCAACAAGCUCUUUACUCUGCUGUUCAAGCCUUUGUGGGCAGCUGGUGGAACGGCUCAGAUCUUUAUCCUGACCCUUGUGGCUGGACCCCAAUUCAGAAAUGUUUUAAUGAUCAUGCGCAGGGAGUCUAUUGUGAUCUCUACAAUGACUUCUGGUAUGUUAGUGUUAUAAACAUCGGGCCGCUCUACGACAACUCUCUUCGGUGCACCACAAAUAUUGCUGAGUUUUCACAUCACCUGUUCAACCUCAAGCACUUGAAGGUCCUCUCAUUUUUCAGUUGCUUCCUCUCACCAAGCCAAAACCCUAUAACAAUUUCCACUUCAAACUGGGAAAAGCUCGCAAACAGCUUAGAAUCCUUGGAGUUUCGAUCAAACCCCGGUCUCAUUGGAACAGUUCCAAACACUUUUGGUUACCUCAGAAACCUGCAAUCUCUAGUUCUGCUAGAAAAUGGAUUAGGAGGCAACUUGCCUGAGGAAAUAGGCACUUUGGUCAACUUGAGGCGGCUUGUCCUUGCAGGAAACCAAUUUUCAGGUAAGAUUCCAGAAAGCUUUGGAGGGUUGAGUAAGCUCUUAAUAUUGGAUGCAAGCAGAAAUAAACUGUCUGGUUCAUUGCCUUUGACUUUUGGAAGUUUGACUUCACUUCUAAAGCUGGACUUAAGCAACAAUAUGUUGGAGGGGAAGUUGCCUAGAGAGAUUGGAAGGCUAAAAAAUCUCACACUUUUAGACCUUGGCAGUAACAAAAUAUCUGGUGGGUUAACUCAGUCACUUGAAGAACUGGUUUCUGUAAAAGAAAUGGUGAUAUCCAACAACCCAAUAGGGGGUGGCUUGAAGAGCAUUGAGUGGCAAAAUCUACAAAGCUUGGAAAUUUUGGACCUUUCAAACACAUGCUUGACAGGAAACAUUCACAAGUCCAUGGCAGAAAUGAAAAGGCUUAGAUUUUUAGGACUUAACAGCAACAAUCUCUCAGGAAGAGUAUCUCCAAGGCUGGCAGCUCUGCCUUGCAUUGGUGCUCUUUACCUUUAUGGCAACAAUUUCACUGGAGAACUUGAAUUCUCAGAAUCCUUUUAUAGGAGGAUGGGAAGGCGCUUUGGAGCUUGGAACAACCCAAAACUUUGUUACAGGGCUGAAGUAAAUUCAACAGGCCAUGUUCCUUAUGGGGUAAAAUCAUGUAAGCAAGAAACCACUAUUAAUAUUUCUGGUAAUGUUCCUUCAAAUGCCAAGUUCAGUGAAGCAAACUGGGAUCACAGUAUCCAAUUUGUGGCAUCCUUGGGAUUUUCAAGUUGUAAUCUUGAUGGGGUUCUGUGGGCUGCUGCUCAACACAGAAAGUUCAUGAUUUUGAGUUACUUUUACCACACGGUAAGAAACAUUUUCCUGACUGUCCUCUCAUCAUCUCAGCUAGUUUCACUCAACAGCCUCAUCCUCAGCUGCCCUUUGAAAAACAGUUGUACCAAGUCAAAGAUAGGCCUUGCUCAACGGCUACCUUCAACAAGCCCACCACCUCCACUUUUUACUCCUAACAAUCCUCACUUCCAAGUCUUGUUUGUAACUUGCACGAAAUUUGAAGUUGGAGGAAAGAAUGGGUGGGAGGUCCCCAAAUCAAAGAAUGACCAACAAAUGUAUAACCAAUGGGCAUCAGAUAACAGGUUCAAGGUCGAUGACACUCUCCAUUUCAACUACACCAAAGACUCGGUGCUGGUGGUGACCAAGGACGAGUACGAAAAAUGCCAUUCUGCUCAUCCCAUCUUCUUCUCCAACAAUGGUGUGACUGUGUUCACAUUGGACCGGCCUGGUUUGUUCUAUUUCAUUAGUGGGGUUUCUGGGCACUGCGAGAGAGGCCAGAAGAUGAUCAUCAAAGUGUUGGAACCAGCAAGCCCACCUCAAUCUGCUGACCAGAACGAGCAGAAGAAUGAUGCUGCAGUUGCAAUGGCCACCAUCUCUUCUGCAACUCUCAUUUCCUGCAUUAUGUCAUUUGUGGGGAUUGGUUUUAACUCUUGA
Prunus armeniaca (apricot) is the source of this 2061-nucleotide messenger RNA. The record is from the annotation of a GenBank genome assembly. NCBI's taxonomy places the organism in Eukaryota, Viridiplantae, Streptophyta, Magnoliopsida, Rosales, Rosaceae.